Drosophila elegans is the source of this 2316-nucleotide messenger RNA. Its product is annotated as DM7 family protein GG19680-like. Bases 180 to 2258 code for a protein of 692 amino acids. NCBI's taxonomy places the organism in Eukaryota, Metazoa, Arthropoda, Insecta, Diptera, Drosophilidae. The transcript is spliced from 3 exons. The record is from RefSeq and is a predicted model, not a curated record.
UUCAUUACUCAACAGAAUUUUCAUACGCACAAACCUUUAUAAGGGAUUAGCUCCCGUUCGAUUCAACAAUAAUUCACCUGAUAUCUGAAUACACAGUGAAAUCGGUCUUGUAUAUUUGGCUAUCCCAAUCGUUUUUUACUUUUUUACGUUGGUGUUUUCACUUGAUCUUCCUCGCCGAAAUGAAGAAGCGUACUAAUAAAAAAGUGGUGAAUAAGGUGACCGAGCCCCAGGUGAAGCCGCAGGAAAUGAAGGAUACUGUGGUCUUCAAGCGACCCAGGUACAUGCCCAACCUGGGCAACCUGAUCAUGCCGAAGGUCGUGUUCGAGCAUGAGCACCGAAUUGUGAUGGUCCGGCUGUUCCUCGAGGUCCAGAAGCACGAUCAGAAAGCCACGGACUCCUUUAACGGCUGCCAGGUGCAGUGCUUCCAAGUGCCGAGCUACCUGUUCCCGCAGGAUGCUCCGCUGCACCGGAUCGCCUUCAUGCCGUCGCAGCUGCUGCCGCCGGGCUUCGAUGCGGGCGGUGUAUUCGGCCCGGGCGUCCUGGCCCGACGAUUCUAUCCCCUUAACCUGCUGCCCGUCGACCUCAAGGGCCAUACGCCGCCCCUUUUCGUGGGUCAACGCAGCCUGGAUCCGCAGUUCUCGCCGGAGGUGAAGCGACUGAUUGAAUUCUCGCAGAAUUUUCUUCCUGCAAUGUCGCCUGAUCUCCAGGCUUCCGCUGCUCCCGCGGCUCCCGUCGAUCCGCCAGCUUCGACUUCUGCCGCUGCCGCUGCCGCUGCCGCUGCCUCUUCCGUUGCCGCUGCCUCUUCCGCUGCCGUUGCCACUGCCGCUGCCUCUUCCGCUGCCUCUUCCGCUGCCGCUGCCUCUUCCGCUGCCGCUGCCACUCCCAAUCCGAAGAAGAUGCCAAGGGUCAGCAAGGAGGUGAUCAAUCUGGAGAAGCGGCUGGCCCGCAAUGACAUCACCGUGGCCAUGGUGAUCACUCCGCCGCCACCACCGCCGACCCUGUCGCGCUAUCCACUGCGCAAGAUCUCCGAGCAGUAUAACAUAUAUGUGCCGGAUCUGACCAAUGUCCGGGUGGUUAUGCCGCGCAUCUGCAACCUAACGGUGGCCAUUCUCUCCACGGUUAUCCAUCCGCAUGUGCCCGCCGUGGCCUUUGCCACCAUGGGCGACGACGAGGUGUGUCCGCGUUUUGAUCUGCCCGAGGAUCUCUUUCCAGCCAGCUAUGCUUUGAAGCGUCCGGUCUUCCUGCCCAAGCGCAAUCUGCCCAAAGGAUUCGAGGCUUGCUGCAUCUUCCGUCCGGGCACCCUGCCGGAUGCCUGGUUCCGUGGAAGUCUCCUGAGUGGCACACCACAGCCCCAACAUAGCGCCGUCAUCACACCACCGCUUCUGGUGGGCAAGUUCUCCAGGGAGGAGAAUGCGGUUCGUCUGCUUAAGGAACUCCAACUGGAGGCCGAGGGGCACAAGCACAAGCUCGAGCACAAGCUCGAGCACAAGGCGCCCGGCGUGGAUGAGGCAUCUGUUCGGGAAUUGGAGCCAUUGGAGAUGCAUAACAGACCCAAGGGCAUCAUUUUGCUGGUGACGGAACACCAGGCGACGCCAACCGAACGCAUGACUUUGGACGAAUUAGUCGAUCCCUAUGAUGUCUUCAAUGCUAACGCCUUUAUAAAAAUAACCCGAGAUGAUACCACUGGACAAGAUGAACCAGAACCAGAUACAGACGCUGAGGUGUGCGUCUGUUGCGGAUCCCGAUUUGUCCAAGAGGAAGGUAAAGUCAAUGCCGCUGACGAUGGCGAAGCCGAAGUCAAAGCCGAAGUCAAGCCCGAAGUCAAAGCCGAAGUUAAAGCCGAAGUCAAAGCCGAAGUCAAAGCCGAAGCCGGUGCCGAAGCCGGUGCCGAAGUAGAAACGGGAACAGAACAAGAUACCGACUUGGAUACUUCCGCAUCCGAAGGCGGUUGCCCGGGAACCAAGACGACGUACCUCCGGUUCUUCAGUAUCGAUACCAACAUCGAUAAGCUGGCCGAGGCUGUGGGCGAUGUGAGCAAGGCGCAAUUGGAGCUGGUGCUCACCGAUAAUGAGACGCCCGAUAUCAAUGUCGACCGCGCCAUGGAGCAGCUACGUAUGGUGCUCCAAACCCGGAACGAGAUCCGCCUGGCUACCGCCCGGCAGAUGCAGGAUCACCUCAAUAGAACGGAAACGGACCUCCGUAAGGUGCUCCACAAGAAUGAGCGUGAUCCCUGUUCGCAGUGCGCCAAGCACCACUAAAUAUUGCCAUUAUUCUACUAAAGAAUGCUUGCAGCAAUUAUAAAUUAUUAUCUACUUA